Molecule: messenger RNA, 1698 nt
Organism: Fomitiporia mediterranea MF3/22
Lineage: Eukaryota; Fungi; Basidiomycota; Agaricomycetes; Hymenochaetales; Hymenochaetaceae
Exons: 6
Coding region: 1-1698 (565 amino acids)
Biological process (GO): mitotic G2 DNA damage checkpoint signaling; protein phosphorylation
Cellular component (GO): cytoplasm; nucleus; site of double-strand break
Molecular function (GO): ATP binding; protein kinase activity
Source: RefSeq, a predicted model, not a curated record
AUGGCACUUUUCAAAGACUACUUACGUGAACAUGCUAAAUUCUAUUGCCCACCCGUCGACAGUCACCAGACGGGAACCACCGCCGUGACUGAUACUGAACUUCAGCAGGUGUACAAUCGCUGGGAAUCAGAUCAAACAAUAAUAGAAGCUCGCCAUGAUGCACAAUUGGUUGAUGCACUUAUCAAUGUUCUUGAUGAAGAGCUUGGUGAGAACCCUACUCCAGAGGACCUCAACGGAUGGCUCCAGCAACGGUAUCGCUUCGACAUGCGAGCUAGCAAUGUCAUUGAAAAGGAACCAGAUGCAAGGGUCGCUAUGGACCGUGGACCUCUGGACUUCUUAGAACAAAGUAUGUUAGCUUGCGGGAAUCGCAUCCAGAUCGAAAGGGAUAACCCGCCUCUUAAUGCCGGCAAAUCUAACGUCGACUAUGUAUUAACCACAACGGAAGGCAAGAAGGCGUUGGCUGAAGUAAAGGCUCCAAGUAUCUUUGACAAGGCUGCAGAGGAACUUCUUAAACCGUCCAAUGACGAAGUUGGCUUCGAGGUGCAACUGAAUUUGCGGUUCCCGGAGGUAGGAAUGAAAGUCAUUAUCAAGGUGUGUGUGUACAUGAUGAUAUACAGGGUGGAGUGGCUCGCGUUGUCAUGCUUUACAAAGUGGGUGUUCUUCCGACUCCACCUUCGUGGUGAAGGCGAACUACCGUACGUCACGUAUUCGACUAUUGAAAAGCAAGAGGACAAUACCAGGCCAUUCCGUGCAUUGUUCGGGAUGAUGCUAGCUACUGCAAUGAAUGUCGACGUCCCCUCCAACGCUGUCAUGGACGGCCAGCUUCGGCCAGCUCCAGUACAAGGAACUGAGGGACAGUCUGACGGAUCCGAACCGCCGGAGCAGUGCGAUCCAUCUUUUAAAGGUCGAGGCCAAGUGACAAGGGCUGAGCCACCAGAAAAUCGGUCUCGUAGUAAUGGUGGCAAUUCAUUGGCUUUGUCUCCUGGCUUUCUUGUCACGUGGUCACCAAAAACCAUGUCGAAUAAGAAGUGGCUUGAAUUUCAUGUUGUGGACACUGAUGCAUUCCCGGCUUUGAAAAAAGACACCAUUCGACUUUAUGUUCAGCGCAGUAUUGGAUAUGGGUCAACCGGGACUGUUUUCGAGGCGAUUCCUGAUGGCGAUGAACAAAUUGGAGCUUUAGAACGUCGGAGAUAUGCAAUUAAGACGGUCGGGAAGGGUGAUACUGACAAAGAGAAGGGUUGUGCUCGACGUCUGCUCAACGAACUCGCUAUAUAUCGCCUCAUCUGUCAGACAUCCUCAGUAUCUAUGACGAUUGUUCCACAGUGUUAUGGACUUUUCGAAACAACGCGAACACUGGCAUUGGUGGUGGAUUAUGGAGGCGAUGUCCUCAGUCGUAAUGAGAAUUGGCCAGAACUGACACGCAAUGAGAGGCAUAAGCUGUACAAUGCAAUAUUAGCACUCCACAGACUUGGGGUUUAUCAUGGCGAUUUGGAACCCCGGAAUAUUGUCCGUGGCAGCGACGGAUCGUUCAAAAUCAUCGACUUCACAUCGAGCACGUUACAUAACUGUGGUCAGUGUAACCAGGGUUGCGCAGAGUUGGCUCGAAUAAGAAAGCAGCUUCGACUGUAUGAUGAAAAGGUCCAACUUCCAGAAAGUCGACUUGCUCGUUCGUCUUCACCAUUCCAUAAUGUCAUGUAA